AUGUUCAACAGUGCUGAACAAGCUCUUCUAUUUUCGUCUGUACCUGUUGGGACUUUAUUGGGAACAUUACCUAUUACACCUUUAACUUCUCGUUUUGGAAUGAGAAAAACAUUUGUUUUCUACGGGUUAAUUUCAAGUUUUGCAACUUUAUUUACUCCACUUGCUGUUAAAUUAGAUUUUGGAUUUUUAUUAAUUAUGCGUGUAUUACAGGGUAUUGCUGUCUCUAUAUGUUUUCCAGCUAGUGGUUCAAUAAUUGCUGACUGGAGCCCUCUUCGAACUGCAGGCACGUUUAUUGCUUUUCUCUCCUGCCAUAUUCAAUUUGGCCCUAUUUUAACUAUGCCAUUGGCUGGGAAAUUGUGUGAAUCGAGUUGGGGAUGGCCAGCUGUCUACCAUUUGCAGGCAAUGCGGCGUAACUUUUUAUUUUAUUUUUAA
Messenger RNA from Meloidogyne enterolobii, 432 nucleotides. Lineage: Eukaryota; Metazoa; Nematoda; Chromadorea; Rhabditida; Meloidogynidae. The record is from the annotation of a GenBank genome assembly.